AUGUUUGGCGAGAAAGUAAUAGAGCUGCUGAAGGAAUCGGAGAGAAAUCGUGAAACAUUAGACCAAUAUAAUGAUGAAAAAAUUCGUCAAAUAAUAGAAGAAAUGCACGUUUUAUUCAAAUUAAACAUGAAUGAUGCAAAUGCAACAACAGAGAACAAAUCUCUGUGGACUACAGUACAGGUGCGCCAUUCAGCUUUAGAGCGAAACAAGCGGUGUCUUCUAGCUUAUUUAUAUAAUCGCAUGAAUAAAAUUAAAAUAUUAAGAUGGGAGUUUGGAUCUGUGUUACCUCCAGAUAUUAGAGAACUCUUAUCAGAUGCAGAAUAUGAUUGGUUUUCAAAGUAUUCAACAAAUUUAGCUACUUAUAUGCGGUCACUGGGGCAAGAUAUAGGCUAUAAUGGUAUUGAUCUAACAGAAAACUUGAGGCCUCCAAAAUCAUUGAAUAUAGAGGUUUUAUGCCUUGUAGAUUAUGGAAAACUAGAAUUAGAAGAUGGGGAUGUUAUAAUGUUAAAAAAGAAUAGUACACAUUUUCUACCAACAUCAGAGUGUCAAACACUUAUUCGACAGGGUAUUCUGAAGCAAAUCACAUAA
This is a messenger RNA of Leptosia nina, 588 nucleotides long. NCBI's taxonomy places the organism in Eukaryota, Metazoa, Arthropoda, Insecta, Lepidoptera, Pieridae. The record is from the annotation of a GenBank genome assembly.